Molecule: messenger RNA, 2071 nt
Organism: Asterias rubens (European starfish)
Lineage: Eukaryota; Metazoa; Echinodermata; Asteroidea; Forcipulatida; Asteriidae
Product: propionyl-CoA carboxylase beta chain, mitochondrial-like
Exons: 15
Coding region: 23-1657 (544 amino acids)
Cellular component (GO): mitochondrion
Molecular function (GO): propionyl-CoA carboxylase activity
Source: RefSeq, a predicted model, not a curated record
CCGCACGUCGACAACCGACGAAAUGGGUCUUGCGUCUAGAUUUGCCACAAAUAUCUUGUGCAAAAAUGCAUCAUUUAAGGGACCAUUUGUGUCUCUUAAGAUGCAGAGUAGGCCUUGUUCGAUGGCAGUUAUUGCAGACGUGAGGAGUAAGAUUGAGCAAAAGAGGCAGCAAGCAAUUGAAGGAGGUGGUCUGAGAAGGAUCGAAGCUCAACAUAAACGGGGGAAGUUAACAGCCCGUGAGCGAGUCAAUCUACUCGUUGAUCCUGAGAGUUUUGUUGAGUUUGACAUGUUUGCUGAGCAUCGAUGUACCGACUUUGGAAUGGAUGCUGAUAACAAAAAGUUUCCAGGUGACGGGGUCAUAACUGGACAUGGUUUGAUCCAUGGUAGAGUUGCAUAUAUUUUUAGCCAGGACUUUACAGUUCAUGGUGGUAGCUUGUCCAGUGCUCAUGCCCGUAAGAUUUGCAAGAUCAUGGACCAAGCCAUGGAGGUCGGAGCUCCUGUCAUUGGGUUGAAUGACUCGGGAGGAGCUCGGAUCCAGGAAGGGGUGGAGUCUCUAGCCGGGUACGCCGAUAUCUUCCAGAGGAAUGUGAUGUCAUCUGGAGUCAUUCCUCAAAUCUCACUCAUCAUGGGACCAUGUGCUGGUGGCGCUGUUUACUCCCCUGCAUUGACUGACUUCACUUUCAUGGUUAAGGAUACCUCAUUCCUCUUCAUAACAGGACCAGAGGUCGUUAAGGCAGUCACUCAGGAGGAUGUUACAUAUGAGCAGCUGGGUGGGGCCAAGACGCAUACAUCAAUAUCAGGCGUCGCUCAUGGGGCCUUUGAGAAUGACAUUGAUGCUCUGUUGAAACUCCGCCAGUUGUACAACUUCCUCCCUCUCAGUAACCUAGACCCCGCCCCUCUCAUGUCUUGCGAUGAUCCAAGUGACCGGUUGGUUCCCGUUUUAGAUAACAUCGUACCACCAGAAACCAACAAACCAUAUGACAUUCUGGAUGUAGUGCGUGCUGUUGUUGACAAUCGUGAGUUCUUUGAAAUUAUGCCAGCGCACGCAAAGAAUAUCAUCAUCGGCUUUGCACGGAUGGGUGGUAGAACUGUAGGCAUUGUGGGUAAUCAGCCAAAGGUCGCGUCAGGUUGUCUUGAUAUUAAUUCCUCCGUUAAAGGAGCGAGAUUUGUCCGUUUCUGCGAUGCGUUCAACAUCCCUCUAGUCACAUUUGUUGAUGUGCCAGGUUUUCUACCUGGGACUGCACAGGAGUACGGUGGAAUAAUCCGACAUGGAGCUAAGCUUCUUUAUGCUUACGCUGAGGCUACGGUACCUAAGAUAACAGUCAUCACUAGAAAGGCAUACGGCGGAGCUUACGAUGUUAUGAGCUCAAAGCAUCUAAGAGGUGAUAUUAAUUAUGCAUGGCCCAGCGCUGAAGUGGCUGUUAUGGGAGCUGCUGGUGCAGUACAGAUCAUCUUCAAAGGACACGAUGAUGUCGUCGAGAGAGAAAGAGAGUAUGUUGAGAAGUUUGCUAAUCCAUUCCCAGCAGCUACCAGAGGUUUUGUGGAUGACAUCAUUGAGCCACAGACAACGAGAAAAAGGAUAUGCAGAGAUUUGAACCUCCUAGCCAGCAAGAAACAAAGCAAUCCUCCCAAGAAACACGCAAACAUGCCUCUGUGAUUGUACAUUAUCAUUCAAGUCUCUGCAAUAACCAGAAAGAGUGUGAUGUAAAAGUACAAGGUAUGCCAACUUAUAUUAACACAUUGGCUUUAUAUGGUAUAGGUGCUUAAAGCCAACUACUGAUGAGUUGUAAGUUAUGAAUGUAAACUUUGGCAGUGGAUUGUGGCUGCAGAAAAUAAACAGGCUCAAAUUAAGCUUUAAUUUUUGGCUUUUAGGUGCUUAACCCUUUAGUCCCUGCACCGCCCGAGUUUGCUGAAAACCAAUUUCUCAAGAUUCUUGCAGUAAAUUACUGAAUAGUAGUUCGCAUUUUAAAAGCUUAAUAUGGCUUAAUAUGUAUGUACAAUUUUUUACCCUUUCGGUAAUAUUUGUAUAAAAGUACAAGUGCUUAUGGGAACAAUAAAUGCCUCUCGUUAA